Molecule: messenger RNA, 632 nt
Organism: Fragaria vesca subsp. vesca
Lineage: Eukaryota; Viridiplantae; Streptophyta; Magnoliopsida; Rosales; Rosaceae
Product: B3 domain-containing protein At3g18960-like
Exons: 3
Coding region: 181-423 (80 amino acids)
Source: RefSeq, a predicted model, not a curated record
AAACAAGUUUUGAAUAAGUUCUCUUCUUCUGUAACAAGGAUUUCUACAGAAAUGGACCGAUAACGACCUGCUGUUCCAGAGGACUCCCCAUUCUUCUGUGUAGGGCUUCUGGAGCUCGAUGAUAUCAAAGAAGGGAGGAAGGAACUUCCAGCUGCAGCUGUGAAGAAGUAUGGACAUCAAAUGGGGGAUCAUAUAUUCCUCAAAGUUCCAAACUGGGAAGAACCUCGGAAAGUAAAGUUGAGUACGUCACCAUGUGGUAACCAUAUGUGGUUAGAGGAGGGGUGGAAAGCAUUUACUCAGUUUUACUUGCUUGAAGAAGGUGAGCUCUUGGUGUUCAACUAUGAUGGCGAACAUUCUCAUUUCCGAGUACGCAUCAUAGGUUGGGAUGAUAUGGAAAUCCACUACCCUAGUCCUGGAAAAUGAAGCUAGAGUCAUUGCCAUUUCAUCUGGAUCCUCUGGUGAUGAACAUGAGAUUGAAGCUAGAGCAAAAUAAGUAACAAGCUUUCAGUCGAAACCUCUGGUAAUGCUACUAAUGAAAAAUUAUAAGUGCUUUUGGUUGAGUUUGAGUGCAAUCUUCAUGUAUGUGUAUAUAUUCCUCUGCCUUGGAGAAUUAGCUUCAUCGACCGAAACUG